Molecule: messenger RNA, 1825 nt
Organism: Acomys russatus (golden spiny mouse)
Lineage: Eukaryota; Metazoa; Chordata; Mammalia; Rodentia; Muridae
Gene: Dph7
Product: diphthamide biosynthesis 7
Exons: 9
Coding region: 1-1470 (489 amino acids)
Molecular function (GO): protein binding
Source: RefSeq, a predicted model, not a curated record
AUGGCGGGCAGCCGCGUGGGCACCCUGCGGGCGCUGCAGACAGUAGACACUGAGCUUACUGCGGACUCCGUGGAGUGGUGCCCAGUAGAAGGCUGCCAGCAUCUAGUGGCCUGCGGAACCUACCAGCUGCGAGCGCCGCAGGACCAGGUGCAUGGCUGGGAGGGUGAGGGCCGGGCAGGCGGAGAGGGGCUGCUGACUGGGCCCAGAACUGUGAAAAGUAAUGGGAAGGGUAAACCGGCACCGGACGCCAGUGAGCCUGCAAUUCGCUUAGGUCGUCUCUACCUGUACAGCUUCAGGGCGGACAACACGGCUAAACCUCUGGCUGAGGUCCAAAGGAGGGAUUCUUCUGCCAUCCUGGACAUGAAAUGGUGCCAUAUCCCAGUGUCUGGCCACGUGCUUUUAGGCUUGGCAAAUGCCAGUGGAUCUGUAGAGCUGCUCCGACUGACAGAGGAUGAGAAGGACAGUUAUGCCCUACAGCCAAUAUCCAGCCUUACCCUGGAGGAGAGGUGCUUGUCCUUGUCACUGGAUUGGUCCACUGGGAAAUCUAUAAGGGCCAGAGGCCAGCCCUUGAAGAUCAUUAGCAGUGACUCUAAGGGGCAGCUGCACCUCCUGACGGUGAGUGAGGGAGCAGCUGAGCUGCAGCAAGUGGCCUCUUGGCCAGCCCAUCACUUUGAGGCCUGGAUUGCUGCCUUCGAUUACUGGCAGACAGAACUAGUGUAUUCAGGGGGAGAUGACGGUCUUCUGAGAGGCUGGGACACUAGGAUGCUAGGCACAUCUGUCUUCACUAGCAAAAGACACUCCAUGGGUGUGUGCAGCAUCCAGAGCAACCCCCAUCAGGAGCACAUGCUGGCUACCGGCAGUUAUGAUGAGCACGUUCUGCUGUGGGACACCCGGAACAUAAAGCAGCCACUGGCAGAUGUACCCGUGCAAGGAGGCGUGUGGAGACUCAAGUGGCACCCGGUUCACCACCACCUACUUCUGGCGGCCUGUAUGCACGAGGGCUUCAAGAUCCUCAACUGCCAGAAGACCAGUGAGAAGCAGGACGUGACUGUCUUAAUCUCCCACGAAAUGCCUAACUCAUUAGUAUAUGGUGCUGACUGGUCCUGGCUUCCUUCCCAUUCCAUGGAGCCCACACCUACCUGGUCCUUUGACCACUAUGACAUGGGAGCCAGAACAGCAGACCGCUACAGCUUGAAGGUUGCAGAGGAGCCACCAGCACCUUUCAGUGAACAAACAACAGUGGGCCACCAUGUGGAAGGGCCUGCUAAAACUCACAGAGUUGAAUCUAAGGCCUCUCUCCUUCCAUUAACUGAGGACAUGAAAAACAGCAGCCAGCUGUACUCCUCAGCCAAGGCCUGUCAUCUCAGCCUCAACUCUAGUGGACACAACUUUGACAACACCCUCCUGGCCACCUGCUCCUUUUACGACCAUGUUCUCCACCUCUGGAAGUGGGAGACAAAGCAAGCUUGAGGCUCCAUUCUUUGCAGCUGUACUAGACUGUGACUUGGCGAGUGCUGGCCACUGAAAACAGGCAGUAAAUGGGGGUUUUCCAGCUCUACAACUAAAUGUCUUGAGUAUAUUUUAUCUUUCAGUUCAUUUGUAUUUAAAUCUGUUUAUAUUAAAUAACUUCUCAAAUUUUUUAAUUUUUAAAAAUUGUAAUUGUGUGUUUGCGUGUAGUGUGUGUAGAUGCUGGAAGAGGCCGGAAGAGAACCCUGGAUCCCCUGGAGCUAGGGUCAAAAGUGUUUGUGAGCCACCAUGGGCGUUCUAGGAAACAAAUUUGGGUCUCUCUGCAGGAAUAUAUGCUCUUACCUACUAAGCUCUUCAA